AUCAGAACAACCCAUUCUGCAUUUUGUUGACAAGUGGAAAGUUUAUUAAGAUAUUCCAGUUGAAAAUCAUGAAAAUACCUAGCAAGUCGUGUUACCUUUGGUGUUGUGUUUCUAUCCUUACAGUUACUUGCUUCCUUGUUACCAAUGCGAUUGAUCUAGUUAUAUACAACACCUCAACACAACCCAAAUGUAAAGAAGUGGAAAGAAAAGCGGUAUAUGGAAAAGAAUGUGGAUGGUACGCAGGCCUGUACCGAGACGUUGAUCAGUUCUAUUUAAAGGGCAGGAUCGCAGCUUACAAAAUCCAGUGGUUUAAUGGCGGGUGGUCAGGAUGGUUUGUUCCAGGCGUCAAUGACAUUGACAUCAAAUUUAACAUUCAAGGUGCAGAUUGUAAAGAUUUUAAAAUCCUACCCAAUACCAUGAGGAGAUGGUGGUCUUAUUUCUACGAUCACACCCACAAGUAUGUCAUCUGUAAAGACUCUUAACUGUUGCCGCAACAUCCGAAGAUUGACCCGAAGCAAAGCAAGUUUAUUUGAAUUCAAAAAUUUAUGUCCGAAAUUGAGCAUAAAAAUUAUGUCUUUAGAUAGUUCGUGGUUUGUUUUUUAUUCAUUCAUUACAAAAUAGUAUGAUUCAAACUUUUGUGUAAAUCGAUUUUUAAACAUAUAUACCAUAUCUAAGAGAUGAGUUUCCUCUUUUUUGCAAUGUCACAAAAACUGUGUCCGCCAAUACAAUGUCCGCCAAAAUUAUUUGCAUACUUUUGAGCAAGCAAAACAACAAAUUUUACACCCGCUAUACGGUAUUACAUAUAAGUAUGAUGUUGAAAACA
Messenger RNA from Saccostrea cuccullata (small rock oyster), 823 nucleotides. RefSeq lists its product as uncharacterized. The transcript is spliced from 2 exons. Lineage: Eukaryota; Metazoa; Mollusca; Bivalvia; Ostreida; Ostreidae. The coding region runs from base 69 to 482 and encodes 137 amino acids. The record is from RefSeq and is a predicted model, not a curated record.